GGAGGGAUGAAGGGAGGUAUAGGCGCCGCUCCCGAGUCCAGGGGGAGGCGGUGACUUCCGAAAUUUAUGGGUGCGAUUGCGAGCCAGCGGCGUCGCUGCCUCCGUGCAGAGCAUAGCGCACUGAAGCUGGGAUUACCGCAACUUUUCUGGCAGCGCAUAUCAGCAUCCGUCGCGUCUCCUAUACCGGUUUACAUGCUGCGUCGUCCCAACUAGAUGCACAGGGAUAGUUUGAGAUUUUGCUUGGUCCCCUGUCGCCGAGGCCGUGAGCGCCUCCCUCGGGUCUGAGGAGGAGCAGCACCCCGACGUCCAUGGCCCCCAUCGCGGGACGAGCCGCGACCCUCCGCCUGCUCCUGCAGGGCAUGCUGGUCCUGUGGCUCAGGUGCGCCACCAGCAGGGAGCACGGCUGGACUGCGGACUCAUUGUGUCACCGAGCUGGACACCCCCUCGUGUCACACACAGAGAUCGAGCCGUGGAUCCACAGAUUCAGGAAAGAGGGAGCCGUGGAUUAUUCCCAGCUGACGUUCGACCCAGGACAAAAGGAGCUGAUUGUGGGAGCCAGAAAUCAUCUCUUCAGGCUACAUUUGGAGGACCUUUCCAUAAUCCAGGAUGUUGAAUGGCAGUGUGAUGAAUUCACCAAAGCGGCUUGUUUCAGUCGGGGCAAGUCUGAGGACGAGUGCCAGAAUUACAUCCGAGUCCUGCUUGUUAACGGAGGCCGUCUGUUCGCCUGUGGGACCAAUGCAUUUACCCCGAUUUGCACGAAUCGCACGCUGACCAAUCUGACCGAGAUCCAUGAGCAGAUCAGUGGUAUGGCCCGGUGCCCCUACAGCCCCCAGCACAACUCCACAGCCCUCAUCACCUCCACUGGCGAGCUCUACACCGCCACUGCCAUGGACUUCUCGGGCCGGGACCCUGCCAUCUACCGCAGCCUGGGCGGCCUGCCCCCUCUACGCACCGUCCAGUACAAUUCAAAAUGGCUCAAUGAGCCCAACUUCGUGUCGUCCUACGACAUCGGGAACUUCACAUACUUCUUCUUCCGCGAGAACGCUGUGGAGCACGAUUGUGGCAUGACGGUGUUCUCGCGCGUGGCCCGUGUGUGCAAGAAUGACAUUGGCGGCCGCUUCCUGCUGGAGGACACUUGGACCACCUUCAUGAAGGCGCGCCUCAACUGCUCCCGGCCCGGCGAGAUCCCCUUUGAGUACAGCGAGCUGCAGGGCACCUUCUACCUGCCCGAACUGGAGCUGCUCUAUGGCAUUUUCACCACCAACGUGAACAGCAUCGCAGCGUCUGCCGUGUGCGUGUUCAACCUGAGUGCCGUCACCCAUGUGUUCAGUGGGCCCUUCAAGUACCAGGAGAACUCGCGGUCAGCCUGGUUGCCCUAUCCAAACCCAAAACCCGACUUCCAGUGCGGCACCGUAGAUUAUGGCUCCAACGUGAACCUGACCGAGAGGAACCUCCAGGAUGCUCAGAAGUUCAUCCUGAUGCACGAGGUGGUGCAGCCAGUGGUGCCCGUGCCGUACUUCAUGGAGGACGAUGUUCGUUUCUCCCAUGUGGCCGUGGACGUGGUGCAGGGCAAGGACAUGCUGUUCCACAUCAUCUACCUGGCCACAGAUUACGGAACCAUCAGAAAAGUGCUUUCCCCACUGAACCAGAAGAUGGGCAGCUGUCUGCUGGAUGAGAUAGAGCUUUUCCCCCGUGGAAAGCAGCAGCCAAUCAGAAGCCUGCUGAUCCUGCACAGUCGCAGCAUCCUUUUUGUUGGCGUCAGGGACCAGGUUAUCAAGAUACCGCUCAUGCGAUGCAACUUCCACAGAACCCAGGAGGCGUGCAUGGGGGCCCGGGACCCGUACUGCGGCUGGGACCUGGUUCUGAAGAAGUGUACCACUCUGGAGGAGAGCGUCAGCAUGAGCCAGUGGGAGCAAAGCAUCAUGGGAUGUCCGGCCAGGAAUGUGACGGUGGAUGGGCAGUUUGGAUCAUGGUCGCAGUGGAAACCAUGCGGUCAGAGGGAUGGGGGUGCUUUAGGCUUCUGCACGUGCCGGACCCGAGCAUGCGACAACCCCACCCCCCAGUGUGGCGGGCGGCCGUGUCAGGGUCCGAUUGUGGAGGUCGCCAACUGCUCCAGGAACGGCGCCUGGACACCGUGGACGGCGUGGGCGCCGUGCAGCACCAGCUGCGGCGUCGGCUUCCAGGUGCGGCAGCGCUCCUGCAGCAACCCCGCCCCCCGGCAUGGUGGCCGAGUGUGCGUCGGCCAGAACCGCGAGGAGAGGUACUGCAACGAGCACCUUCCCUGUCCACCGCAUAUCUACUGGUCCAGCUGGUCGCUGUGGGAACGCUGCCCCGUGCCCUGUGGUGGAGGCAUCCAGACGCGACAUCGGACCUGUGAGAACGGGAACGAAUGUCCCGGAUGUAGCAUGGAGUUUCAGGCCUGUAACACACUCCCCUGCCCAGACCUGAAGAAGACCACACCCUGGACCCCAUGGACGCCGGUCAACAUCUCCGACAAUGGCGGCCAUUAUGAGCAACGCUUCAGAUACACCUGCAAGGCCCGCAUUGCUGACCCCAGUCUCCUGGAGGUGGGUCGGCAGAGGAUCGAGAUGCGUUACUGCUCCAAUGAUGGUUCCACGGACUGCUCCACUGAUGGAGACCUCCUCCGUCCGGGCCGGCUGAUGGCCCACACCGUGAACGGCGGCUGGUCAGCCUGGUCGUCCUGGUCCCAGUGUAGCCGGGACUGUGGCCGGGGGAUCCGCAGCCGGAGGCGCUCCUGCACGAACCCUGAGCCCAAGUACGGAGGCCUGCCGUGUCCAGGGCCCGCCCUGGAGUACCAGGAGUGCAAUGUCACGCCCUGCCCCGUGGACGGGAGCUGGUCCUGCUGGUCACCUUGGUCCAAGUGCUCCGUCACUUGCGGGGGAGGUCACUACAUACGCACACGAAGCUGCAGCAGCCCCACCCCGGCCUAUGGCGGAGAUAUUUGCCUGGGACUGCACACGGAGGAGGCCCUAUGCAACACGCAGCCCUGCCCAGAGAGCUGGUCAGAGUGGUCGGCCUGGACGCGCUGUGACUCCUCCAGAGUCCAGAGUCGCCUCCGUCACUGCCAGGUGCUCUUCCCUACUGGAGUCCAGUGUUCCGGAAACUCGUCGGAGGUCAGGUCCUGUGCGUCUGACUCCAACUUCAUUCCAGAAAUAUCAAUUGCUCGUUCCAGUCAUGAUGACAGGCGAUGUGGAGAUUUCAACUUGUUCCACAUGAUUGCAGUGGGUCUGAGCAGUUCCAUCCUGGGCUGCCUGAUCACCCUGUUAGUCUACACGUACUGUCAGAGGUACCAGCAGCAAUCCCAUGAUGCAACAGUCAUCCACCCUGUAUCCACUGCGCUCAACACCAGCGUCACCAACCACAUCAACAAGCUGGACAAAUAUGAUACUGUGGAGGCAAUUAAGGCAUUCAAUAAAAAUAACCUGAUUUUGGAAGAAAGGAAUAAAUACUUCAAUCCAAACCUUGCAGGGAAAACUUAUACCAAUGGCUACUUCUCAGAUCUCAACGCCUAUGAUGACUAUUGACUGUCCUUGGAUGGAGUUGAAGAAUGAACUUCUAUGUUGAGUAAAUCUGCCUUUUUCAGUACUGGUUUAUAAAGACAUUUUGUAACAUUCUGUGUGGGACUUCCUCAGUUCAGUUCAUCAUCCACUGUCAACCUACAAAGAGAACAAAGCCAGCUUUGUGAGGCUGGAGAUCCCUUUGCAAAUCCAGUCUUGGAAAGACCCUUCAUUCUCUGUCCCUAACUUUUAGAUUGGCUGGGGGAGAAAAUGGAUGGACAAUUCAACAAAACGCACCAACUCCAAGGGAGGAGUGAUAUUGAAGAGACAAUGAAGCAUAACUGCCUUUUUCGAGGAACUGCGGGAGGGCGGAUGCAUGGCGUUAAAUCAGAACUUGUCGUCUGUCACUUCGUUUGUUUUGCAUGGUUGCUGCCUUCCAAAAUCCGCAGUGUCCAGACAGCUUUGUCUGCAGUGCCGGUCAAGCGGCCCUAUAAGAGAGGUGAACCAAUCACACGGCCCUAUUCCGCACACCAUCAAGGGGAAAAUAGCUGAUUGGCUGUCAGGCAAAGCCAGACAAUCAUAAUGUACAUAUUUAGUCAAUGGGCCGACGCGAUCCUCUUUGUUCACUACAUGAUCCCCUCCAGCAGCUAAAAUGUCAUUUAGUGAGUCAAUUAGUGAGUCUGUUAGUAUUUUGUUUUAAGCGAAACUCAUUUUGCAGCUAUGUUGCUUUGCUUUUUAUUUUUGAGGAAAAACAUUCAUUUCUGUGUUCUGGUUUACACUUAAAUCCAGCAAAUGUAAAACCUAAGAGGGAAAUAAAAUUGGCUGCUGGCAAAAACGAAUCCCCACACGGUUUUUCUGUUGUGAAACAAGCAGUGACUUGCCUUGGUACCUGCUAAGAUGACCAAGCGUGGCAUGAAAAACAUGUUUUUCAUAUGAGCAUAUGUGAAUUUCUAGGAUGUAUGAAAAAUGUCUUCAGUAUUUUUUUAUCCAGUAAUGAAGUGAGCUCUUCAAGUGUUUUAGUAACAUGUAUGUGUUUUAUUGUAAUCAUUUUCAUUUUUUUAUUACCAACAUUGGCAGUUAUAUUUUGCAUAAAUUAAAGAAAAAGUCUCACGUCUUUCAGCUGUUGUAGCUUAUGGUAGAUAUUGAGUUUAUGAAAUUGUUUAGUCGGUAUAACCACAGCAGUGUUCCCCAUCACCUUUAACCUAGUGGGCCGCCCAUGCGAAAUGGUAUUUCAGUCUCGACGAUUAACGAUAACAGGCUUCCCUCUGUGAAAGAGUGCUGAUCUUGCAAAGGGGGAGGUGACAAGUUUGAGUUAAAGUCCAGCCAGAGGUGACCUUAUGUUUUUGUCCCGAACACUUUUUGGCUGGCUGUCCGUGCGAGCGUGUGUGUGCGUGCGUGUGGGAAAAAGAGGUACUGUUUCUGUGUAUUAUUAUUAUUAUUAUUAUUAUUAAACCUACCUGUUCAUACAUAAAGCUUUGUUUGAAAUAUGUACUGUAAUCAGAUUAAAUAAAUGUUACAUUGAACUGUU
Molecule: messenger RNA, 5046 nt
Organism: Brienomyrus brachyistius
Lineage: Eukaryota; Metazoa; Chordata; Actinopteri; Osteoglossiformes; Mormyridae
Gene: sema5a
Product: sema domain, seven thrombospondin repeats (type 1 and type 1-like), transmembrane domain (TM) and short cytoplasmic domain, (semaphorin) 5A
Exons: 22
Coding region: 309-3545 (1078 amino acids)
Biological process (GO): axon guidance; semaphorin-plexin signaling pathway; axon extension
Molecular function (GO): chemorepellent activity; semaphorin receptor binding
Source: RefSeq, a predicted model, not a curated record